Messenger RNA from Nerophis ophidion (straightnose pipefish), 2448 nucleotides. RefSeq names its product cytokine receptor-like factor 3 (gene crlf3). Gene Ontology annotation, molecular function: protein binding. The record is from RefSeq and is a predicted model, not a curated record. NCBI's taxonomy places the organism in Eukaryota, Metazoa, Chordata, Actinopteri, Syngnathiformes, Syngnathidae. The transcript is spliced from 9 exons. The coding region runs from base 168 to 1517 and encodes 449 amino acids.
UCUUCUCUGCUAUUGGCUGCCGAGCUUAAAGGCCCUCACAAAGUGUCAUCAGUGGACUUGAGCUGAACUUCUCUCCUUCCAGCGGCGCUGUGCUCAGCCUAAGUGCUCAAGUCCGGACUCUGACAAGCACAUGAAGGGGAGAAAACAUUAAAAGAGGAGGCGGGAGGAUGUCAGUGGAGGUGGACGUGUUGCUGCAGGAGGCAAAGGAGAGCAUCGAAGCAGCUCAGAACUAUCGCAGUGAGCUCCAGCAGCGCUUGCAUGGCCUCAACCAGGCGCGGAAACAGGUGCGAGGCAGCUCUGGUCAGGCCCGCGAGGCCCUCCGGAGGCACUUUGCAGAACUGCAAGCGGCGGCCACCGGUCUGCUGUCGGAGCGACUGAGCGCCUUGCUGACCGAGGUGGACGCCGUGGAGGCGGACAGCAUCAAGCCUUUGGACGACUGCCAGAGCCUCAUCGAGCAUGGCGUGAGCCAGGCGGACGAGCUCCUACGAGACGGUGAAGCCGCACUGCGCUGUGGUCUCGGCGAGAAAGAGGACAAACUGGGAAGCUUCACAAAGAAGGCCAUGCACAUCCAGUUGGACAGCCUCCCCGAGGUACCGGCUCUGGUGGACGUUCCGUGCGUCUCAGCCCAGCUGGACGACUCCCUGCUGGGCCUCCUGCGGGAGCGCAUGUGCCGUCACGGCUCUGUGGCGUCCCACCCGCCUGUGCUGAUAGAAGAACUGCAGGAGAGACCGGGCAGCAUCCUGGUGCGCUGGUGUAAGGUGGAUGAAGACUUCGCCGCCGCUGAUUAUCGGCUGCAGUACCGGCGAGCCGGCAACGGGGGAAGCCAAUACGAAGACGCCUACAUCGGUCGGGACUCUGACUUCCUGGUCCUACACCUGGACGCUCACAAGGACUACUUGUUCAGGGUGUGCGCCCGCGGGGAGGGUCGCACCGAGUGGAGCCCCUGGAGCAUCCCGCAGACUGGAUACACCACCCUGGCACCACACGAGUGGUGUCCUGGCACUGAAGGCUACAUCCUGGGCAGCAGGAGGAACGUGGCCUUGAGGAAUGACUCCUCCCAAUCUGGCUGCCCCGUCCUCUAUUCCAACGCACCCACCUACUUCUGUGGCCUCACACUUACCUUCAGAAUUACGGCAUCAGGCCACCCGGAUCGGAGGGACAGUCUGGGCGUGUGCGUGGAUGGUAGAGGAGCAGGGGGUCAAAGGUCACUCCAGAGCGACAAGGCGGUCUGCAUCUCCACCAACGGCGCCGUCUUCGUGAACGGCAAAGAGAUGACCAAUCAGCUUCCCGCCAUCAGCCUGGGCUCGGCCGUGACCUUUGACAUGGAGGUGGUGGGCGUGCUGCCCGUCAACAACAACGUGAUCGAGGGCGGCGGCAGCGGCGGCUUCAAGCUGAGGGUCACCAUCGGCUCAGGUAGCAGGGAGGUGGUGUUUGAUUGGGUGCUGGAGCAUGCGGUGGACGGCCUCUUCUUCGGAUGCUCCUUCGUCCACUCGGGGUGGAAAGUUCUCGUCUUUUAACUUUUUUUUUUUGUCUCUAUCUACUUCUCAAUGUCAAGCGUGAGGCUUUUUCACUUCUCACGUCUGCAGGACUCACUCACAUUUCCUCCACAACUUGGAAUUAGCCAUAGUGAUGAUGACAUCAUAGGCCCCGCCUCCUCCCGGUUCUUCCCUUAAAGUCGUCUUGUUUACAUAUUCCAGGGCGGAAAAGUGACGAGCAUCACUUUUAAUUCUUCGGUGCAUGUAUGUGAAGCGGGAACACCGCAGUUUCACCUUUUGUCCAGCAGGACCACUGUGAAGACGCCUCCUAUUCGUCCUCUUAGUCACGUCCUAGUUCAUCACGAAGCAUCCUUACAGCGUGUGAUGAAAGUCUUCCGUGCGUCACGCCUUCUUUGUGUAUUAAUAAUCGACCGGGAUCACUUUCCCAUCAAAGAAGAGGAAGUCCGCACAGUAAACAAUGGAGGACGUUUUCCCCCUUCUGCAAGUCCGGCUGAACGACACACUGUCUAGCUCCUUUUAGGCACCCGACCACUCCUGUAACACUGGAGACCGUGCAGCUUUUGAAAGAAUAUUUCAUGUGUUCAUUAAAUGAGUGGCGAACAAACGUGACUUAUUGUGUCCGCUUCAGGACCACAUGACGGUACAAAGUUGACCUCCCGCCUUUACUCAUCUUAUUAUUAUUAUUAGUCCGUCACACAUUAGGCAAAAUAAAGGUUUGAUGCAACGGGGAAGUCAAACAGGAAGUUAACCUUAUUCGUGAGCCAAGGCCACUUCUUCAUGUUGCCUGGGAUUUUACAUGGAUGAUGGUUUUGUUUUGUUUAUUGGCGAAAGAUGGCGGCGGCUGUUGCUGUGGAUACAUAAUGUCAAUCAUUUUUAUAAGUCACAAAACCUGUCGAGAAACAGAUGUGCCUGUAUCAAUAAAUCACCGACUGAAAUUCUCUGACUUCCAAAA